Messenger RNA from Engraulis encrasicolus (European anchovy), 7351 nucleotides. RefSeq names its product RAB11 family interacting protein 5b (class I) (gene rab11fip5b). The coding region runs from base 1174 to 5835 and encodes 1553 amino acids. NCBI's taxonomy places the organism in Eukaryota, Metazoa, Chordata, Actinopteri, Clupeiformes, Engraulidae. Gene Ontology annotation, molecular function: small GTPase binding. The transcript has 8 exons. Gene Ontology annotation, cellular component: phagocytic vesicle; recycling endosome; mitochondrion. The record is from RefSeq and is a predicted model, not a curated record. Gene Ontology annotation, biological process: regulated exocytosis.
CUAUAUGGUACAUAUGUAUAUGUCUACAAUAAUAGCAGCAUAGCUGUAGCUUUUAAAACUGAGAAAUUUCAACAGCAUGUCAAACAGGCCAACCCCAUUAGAACCCUUUCCACUCUGGACUAUAAACAAUUAUAGGCCCACCUAAUGUCGUCCCAUUAUAAGGUUUACAGUUAGCUUUUCUUUCUGUACAUAAGUUUGGAAGGACACCCAAAAAGCAAUGAUUAUAACUGUGCAAUUAAAGUAUAAUGUUGGACAGAUCAGUCACAUCUGUAGGCCAAGACAGGGGACUAGUCUCCAGAAGCAAGCUGUAAUCAUGCCCACCAUCAAUUAUGUAAUCUGGUCCCACCAGAAGGCCGGGAUUAGAAUACCAGUGAAAACUGAAUGAUGUACACACAAGUAAGUGGUUCUAUGUGCAGUUGAUGGUGUUCUUACUUUGCAGCAGAGCGCCCCGCCCUGGUUUUGGAGACGAACACAACUUUUGUCUUCGGCCAGCGGCUGUCACCGCAUAGGACCGCAUUACUAAAUGGUGCGUCUAUGAUGAAGCAUGUUCGUUUGACCUACGUUUCUUUUUGCUUCGACGAGAAAGAUGCUAUCUGAACGACUAUAAAAUCCUGCAUACAUCAGAGGGAAAACCGUUACGCAAAUGUUGUCGUGAAAGAGAAGUCUGCUCUUUGGUUCGGCAGAUAUUCUGGCACGCGGACCGCAAUUGUUACAGUGGGCGGGACAUCAUCAUCACAAUGAGUUAUCAAAAUCUGUAAAGAUGUGGGACUGAAGACCCGCGAGUAAACAGGCUACUUUUAACGACCAUGAACGCUUUUGUGGUGGUGAAGUUGCUUUGUGGGUCGAGUGCUUUGUGGUAGCCUUCCAGACAAAGAGAUGCUUAUGGCAGCAUUUAAUAUCCAGUGACGAAUAAUAUUCCGGAUUUUAUCGUAUGCGUUUUGGGGAUUAUGCAGAGAUUUCAGGCUUGCCUGGACGAGCAAAUACAGUGAACUGGGCCGGACAGACGCAAGGGCGAGGGCACACAGACGCCAGCGGUGUGGCAGUAGCCGAAUGCGCAAUUGUCAAGACCGUUAGACAAUUCCUGGAAAAAAACAACGGGGUGAGAGGAGUGUUUCUCGCUGGGGUGCUCUCCCACUGCAGGCAUCCAGCGUAUGUCAUAGCAAACGUUCCAGGAUGCCUUUGAUAAGUCUGGACGACGAGGAUCAAAGAUGGGUUCCCACGCAUGUAAACGUGACCGUCCUACGGGCAAGGGGACUGAGAACCAAGGGCAAACACGGGAGCCGCUAUGUUUACACCAUCAUUCAGCUGGGCAAAGAGAAAUACACCACUGGUUUGGUGGAGAAGGCGGCGGAACCGGAGUGGAAUGAGGAAUGUUCUUUCGAACUUCUCCCCGGUUUGCUGGAGUUGGCAGGCACGAGCGCCUAUCCCCCAGGGAGCAGCAACUUGGUCCUCACAGUGAUGCAUAGAGUGCUGAUUGGACUUGACGUCUUCCUUGGUCAAGCUAUUGUCCCCCUGGACAGGCUCUUUGAGGAGGGAAACUGUCCUAGAAAUGAAUGGAUGAAGCUCCACUCGAAGGUGGGCCGUCCGGAGAAGGAGCGCGGGGACCUGCAAGUGACGGUGCAGUUCACCCGCAACAACCUGACGGCCAGCAUGUACGACCUGUCCGUCAAGGACAAGCGCCGCUCGGCCUUCGGCAAGCUGAAGGACCGCGUCACGGGCCGCAACAAGCGGGACCAGGAGUCCUCCUCCGCCAUCGUGCCCGGCCGCUACGCCGCCCUCUCCCCGGGCACCACGGGCCAGCCGUUUGAAGGAGGAGGUGGUGGAGGAGGAGGAGGAGGAGAGGAGGAACAGCAGCAGGCGGAGGAGCCGGCUAGUGCACCGCCAGGAGAGAGGGAGCGGCGAGGCAGCAAGGUGAAGGACUUCUUUGGGAAGCUCCGUAAGUCAUCGGACUCGCGGUCCUGCUCGUCCCUGGCCUCAGACAGCAGCAGCGUGGCCUCGUCCUCGGGCGGAGGGGAGGUCUUCUGCCCCCAGGUGGAGCUCUCCAGCACCCCCAUCUACAGCAGCCGCGUGCUCACAGACACCUUCCGCUCAGACGCAGACGCAGGAGGGAAAGGUUUCACGCCACACGACCCCAAAGUGAUGACCCACAAGCGAGCGUACAGCGACGAGGCCAGCAAGGUCACCACCACCACCACCACCUCCACCCCGCGGCCCUGCCCCGCCGUGGAGAACGUCCAGGGCCAGAGCAUGGUGCUCUCCAAGUCCUCGCUCUGCAUCAACGGCAGCCACGUGUACUCCUCUGAGCCGGCCACCCCGGCCAAGGCCUCCCCGUCAGCAGGAGGAGGUGCCCUCCCCGCCCGCCGGGCCCUGCUGGAGAAGUGCUCUCCGCUCUCGCGCUCCCUCCAGAACCUCACGCGGCGCCCCGCCGACACCUCCACAGACCCGCAGAAGGCCGCCGUGCUCGGCUCCGACGGACGCCGCUGGUCCUUCGACAAGAGCAAGAAGGAGGACCAGGCCGACCACACCGAUCCGGGCUCGACGUCCACGGACGAAAGCACGGCGUCGCAGGUGGCGAGCGAUCCGGGCGAGAGGGGGAAGAAGCCCAGGAGGACCUUGUUCUCCAGCGGCAGGAGCGAUUCACUCCCCAGCAAGGCGGACUCCAGCCAGGUGGGCGGUGAGGGCCGGCUGAGGGGCUGGUUUGGCACGGGGGACUCCCAGAACAAGCCAAGCCUGGAAGUCUCUCCUAAGGUAGAGAACAGCCCAGUCACCCCCUUACCCAUUCACCCGCACCACCACCUCCACAGCACCCAAUCUCCGCACCCUCCACCCACCCAUCCCACACCCACCGACCCCACCGACCCCACAGCCACCCCUGCUCCCAGCACUCCAUCCCCAGCCCAGUCCCCCGGCUCUCACGGUAACCCAUUCACCCCAUCUCCUCCCGCUUCCUCCAUCGCCAUCUCCCCGUCCAACCCUUUCCUCACGCGCCUGCAGACCAACCCCUUUUUCGAGGAGCUCUUGGCCGAGGAGGCCCUCAAGUCUCCGCCGGCUAGCGGCUACUUCCAUGGCCACCACGGCCUGCCCAGUCCUGCCCACCACCAAAGUGGCGUGGUGAUGAGGGACAAGGGCAGCAUCAAGAGGGAGCGCCCGCGCAGCGUGGCCAGGCAAAGGUCGCUUCCGGUGCUGUUACCAGGAGGAGGUUCAGGAGGACCAGCCCCAUCAGCACCAGAACCAGAACCAGCAGGUAGUCUGCCCACCUCCACCACCAACCGCUCCCUUUCGGACCACACCACAGAGUGGGACGAGUCGUUUGAGGCCUUCGCCGCCAGCAGGCUGAAAUCACCAGCUGGCACCCCACCUUCUGCCCAACCCAAGCCAGCGACGACCCGGAGGAAGAGUGCGUCAGUGUCGGAUGAACACGCUCUUCUCCGCAACCCUGAUAUUUCAGUCGCUGGUGCUGUCAAAGAGGGAUCGUCACGGGCUGGGAACGUUCCUCCACUGCCUCCACGCAGGCCAGAGGGAGGUUCCUUCAGGGAGAGGAACUGGCUGGAGAGAGCUGAAGAGUUGGCGGUGCAGAGGGAGGCCUGUUUCCUCACCCAGUCAGACAUAGCGUCUCGUCAGCACCUGAAGGGGAGGAAGAACCGAAGAAACACCAAGAGUUGGGCCGCAGGAGAGGAGCUUCCACAUGGAAGCGUAGUCGCAGAAUUGCACUCAAACCUGGCACAGUAUCAGUACAACAUGCCUCUGGCGUCAGUGAUCACGGAGGAUGCAGAGGCGUACGACUUAAACGACAAAGCACUUUUGAACGGGGAUGACAUCUGGGCGACGGAGAGGGACAGCCCCGGUGCACAAGAGAGGAGGAACUUGGAGAGAAAGAACAAUGCACUUAAUUCAUCUAAUCUUGACAUCAACAAUGACGUCAUCUUGCACAUGGGCUUUGCAACAGAGCAGAUACUAGCCCAGAGCCCCCUUUACGAUUGUAAUCCACUAAACUCAGACUUUAUCCAGAGUAUUAGAAAUGCGCCCACGUGUGGUGACAAGCCACAGGAGGCUCAAAUGCAAGUGUCUCCAGCAAAUACAGAACCUUCAGAGAAGAGAGAACUUUGUCAACUGAAUUUGAUGCCAGACGGUACAUCCAAACAUCCUGGGGAGAGCCAGGUGGCAAAUGGCCUAGGCUCUUCCAUAGCCUCUCCCCCAGGUUUUGGUACAAACCUAGACAGUGCAGACUUUGCCUUUGUGGACUCUGACAGUUCUCCGUCUGACAUGACCAUUAACACUCUGGAGGUCUACGAUCAGAACGCCAACAAGAUGCUGACUGCCUAUCAGAUGAUCUCGGCUGUAGACUCGUCAGGUAACCCCGUGGACCCCACCGCAAUGGAGUCGGACCUCAAGACAUCUGAAUUGGAGAUGCUUUCCACAACUGGGUCUUCGGAUACAGGGUAUGACACAAAGCAGUCGCUUGAACAUUGUGUCCUUGAGGCUGACUCACUGCGCAGUGAGCAGAGGGAUCGCUCUCCUCAUUACAAAUCCUCUAGUGCAGGGAAAGGAGGUUGCGAAGCCCGGGGGAAUGCCUCGUUUGAAGAGGCAAUUAGGCCUGACUUUGGAGAUCAGAGUCACACGAAUUUUAACUGCGAGCUGGCACAGAACCCUUUAAAUGUUUCAAAUCAUGACACAACUGCGCUUGACUCAGAGAUGACAGCCACAAAACUAACAAACUGUACAGACAGCCCACCCCCACCGGUCUGUGCCUCAAGAGACAAUGAUUCAUUCACAGAUGCGCUCUGCAACAAAGGUGGCAGUGUGUCUAGUGAACUCUGUUCUCAAGCACUGUUUCAGAAAUGCGAGCGUAAAAGACAAAGUCAACUCUUGGACCAACAAAACACAGCACAGUGUGAGCGGUCAGUGGCGAAUAACUCCACUGGUGGAGUGGCCAGUGCUCGUGGUGGUGGUAGCCAUACUGCCACCCUGGAGCAUCACCAUGGAGAUGCCGAGAGUAGAGAGGGUAGCCAUACCCAGGAGUCAGAGUGCUCCGAUUCGGAAAACAGCCAGAGACUGAGCUUUGCUGCCCUGCACGCCAAGGUGGCCCCAGGCCCCACGCUCUCCGCCCGGACCACAUGGUCUCCCCAUACUGCUCGCACCUCCCGUCUCUCUGUCGUCCCUAACACCAACACUAAACUUGACCCAAAAGCCCACCCUAGCCUCAGCACAUCAGCCCAUCAUAGCCUCACUCUCCCAGCAGAGGGCGCCCCCAGUCGGCCCCCCGCUUCCACACCCUGCCCCCUCUCCUCCUCCACCUGUGCCUCCACCACAUCCGUCCCCUCCUCCUGUUCGUCCUGCACUGUCCAGCCCAUGGUUGACGCACGCCACACUGUCCCACCUGGGGAGACACAGCCAGCUAGCGGCCUUCUCCUGCCCCAGCCGGAGAGCAGUCCCCACCCGGUGAAGCCCCUGACCACGUCCGCUCCAUCUGGGGAGAGGAGAUCCAGCUCUGUGCUGGAGAAGCUCAAGUCCACCAUCGCCCCCGGACGCUCAGCCCAGCCCACCGCACAAGAGGUGGCCGAGAGAGAGGCCCGCUUGUCUGAGGCGCGCGCCCAGUACCAGAACCUGACCAACAUGGAGCUGAUCUCGCUGCUGCUGCAGCAGGAGGUGGAGGUGGAGCGGCAGCGGGAGGAGUCGGAGGUGCAGGGGGCGCUGCUGGAGAAGCGCGAGGCCGAGCUGAAGAAGAUGAAGGUGCAGGUGCGGGACCUGGAGGACUACAUAGACAAGCUGCUGGUCAGGAUCAUGGAGCAGACGCCCACGCUGCUGCAGAGAACCGUGGUAAAGCCAAAUUCUUAGAAACCAUCCGUGGCACCAGAAUAAAGCCCCUCCCCUCCCCCCUGUGUUAAGACUAAUCAGAUGUCCUAGCCCUCUCCAUAUCAAAUUAAAGGACCACAGAGGUGUGCUCUGUGUUUGCCUUCACAACAUAAACAGCCGCUGAACAACAACAGGUGUUCCUUUGUAACAGAUUUAGUCUGGAAAUAUUACAUUGGAGAAGCUUUAAAAGUAAAAACAUUAAAAAAGUUACCAUUGAAUUCUGUGUUGUAUAAAUGCCUCAGGUUGGAUAUUGUGGUGUAUGAAUCUGACGAAAGGAAAGACGUUGCCUGUGCAUUUUAUAGCCUGGUUUGUAAUAUAGUUAAGUCUCCAGAUUUAUAUUCAUGGAAUAUAUAGGCUUUACAUGUACCAAAACUGUCAGAAGUUUCACAUCAGAAAAAGAACUUAAGUGAAAAUCACGAUUAUCAACUGCUUUUGGCAAUCAAUUGUCUUUCCAUGGCAACACAGUAAUAUCCAAUGCACGCUAAUUGCUUUACAUAAAAUGUAUGCAAAAAAACAUAUAAGAAUGUCUUUAAAACCAUAUAAUGCAAUAUUGCAACAUACAACUUGGCUGUAUAUGUUGUUCUCACAGCGUUUGAUGUUGUUUCAGAAAGUAACACUUUCUAUGCAUUCCCUGGAGUACGCCUAGGCAAUGCUGUGAAUUAUGUAGUAUAUUGUGCAUAUAAGCUAAUGGCAAAUAGAGACGCUCAUACGGUCCAUCACGAGCUUCACAGGCAAUACGAGAAAAAGCUGCUACCUGUAAUGUAUGUCGACUUAAUGUACAGCUUCUGUAUCUUUAAGUACAUGUAUACGCUUCAAUGUAUAGGCAGCAGUAUAUGCCUCAUAGUGCUCUGUACAGUAUGUUACUCACGCCUUCAUAACGGCAUAAGCUACGUGUAUGUUCAUUUGGCUGGAAGGUGAUCUGGAGGGUUUUGCUGUGUAGUAUAUCUCAGAUGGGAGAUGUGAAUGGCACUUACGAUUCUGUAACAACAAAACCACUACUUCCCAGUGACAUGUUUCAGAUCAAGGACUGUAAGUAAACAGAACCCCAAAAAUACUGAAAAUAUUCCUUUAGAGUGGCGGGUCCUCCUCUCUGAUUAUUAACGUCCAAAAAUGUCUUUGAGCGAUGAUGAAUGAUUUUGCUGAUGUGUGGUGUAGUAUUGUGGAGGGAAGCUGUACUAAUCUUACAUGUAGGUUUUCACAGUAGUUCAACAUGUCUGUCAGUGUCUACAGUGCGAUGGUAGGCCAUCAGCAGUCUGUUAGUCCUACUACACAAACACAACAAGAGUAAACUUAACACACACACACACACACAGCACUGUGAUCUAUCUCUCUGUCAACUUGCUACUUGAGAAGAUUUACUCCCAUUUUGUUACAUGGCUUUGUAGAUGAAGGAAAUGAUUCAUUUGUGUAUUUUUAUUGUUUAUUUAUUUGUUUGAAUUCUGUGUGACAAAGGACAUUGGAAAAAUAAUAAAGGCAUAUGUUUGAGGUUUGGUGACUU